Tremella mesenterica DSM 1558 is the source of this 2160-nucleotide messenger RNA. RefSeq lists its product as uncharacterized. The record is from RefSeq and is a predicted model, not a curated record. Gene Ontology annotation, molecular function: RNA binding; protein binding. Lineage: Eukaryota; Fungi; Basidiomycota; Tremellomycetes; Tremellales; Tremellaceae. Gene Ontology annotation, cellular component: U1 snRNP; U2-type prespliceosome. The transcript has 7 exons. Gene Ontology annotation, biological process: mRNA cis splicing, via spliceosome. The annotation marks the transcript as partial.
GAGUACAAGAACCCCGAGGGCCGUAUCUACUGGUCUCAUUCGGUCACGAAACAAUCAGUUUGGGAAAAACCAGAUGAGCUUCGUACUUCGUUCGAAAAGGCCAUGGCGAAGACUCAAUGGAAACAGUAUUUCUCCAGUGGUCGACCAUACUACGUCAACUCUUCCACCAAAGAGACCAAGUGGGAUCUACCUCCUGAACUCGUGAAAUUAAAGAAACGGAUCGAUAACCAGGAAGCUUACGAAAUUGCAAAGCAACGUGCCAAAGAGGCGGGUCAAAGGACUCCUACUCCCCCUCCGAGAUCGAGAUCAUCGACUCCUGAUCAUCUCAGAGCGGGAGAUCAUAAUGCUUUACAAGGUUAUCAACCCCCCUCGCCGAUCAGGGAGAGAAAGGCUCCGCCCACAGGACCGAAGAAAUUCGAAAAGUUGGAAACUAUCAUCAUGCCUCCCGGGGGAUUUCAAACACUUCAAGAAGCAGAAGCGGCUUUUAUGCAUUUGCUCAAGAAAGAAGGAGUGGAUGAGACGUGGACUUGGGAUCAUGCGAUGAGGAGGAUAAUUAUGGAUCCCCUCUAUCGAGCAUUGGACACUUUGGCGCAGAAAAGGGCCGCUUUCGAAAAGUUCAUCAUGAACAUUCACGAAGAACGGAGGAAAGCGAAAGAAGAUCGUAUAGCUCGUCUUCGUCCUCUUUUCCAGUCAAUGUUCGAGCAACAUCCCGCAAUCAAAACGUAUUCCACCAUGAAAACCGCCGCUGAAGUCUUUGCCCACGACAAAAAUUGGCGUGAGCUGGAUCCAGACGAGAGAGAGAUGUUGUUGGAAGAAUGGACUACAGCAAAGAAGCAUCAAGAGGCCCAACAUGAGAAAGAACUUCGUGAAAGAAACAUUCAAAAACUCGGUCAGCUAAUCCGUCAACUUGACGUCACCGUAUCCACCCGUUGGCGUGGAGCGUACGACAUGAUCCUAUCUUCUCCUCAAUGGAAGUCUGAUCCGGAAUUACAACAAAUCGCCACUGUUGACAUGCUCGACGUGUACGAUGAUUAUCUCCGUAUACUCGAUAAUGAGUUUGACGACGAAACACGUCGGUUACGUUCAGAACGUAUACGAACUUCUCGUAAAGCCCGCGAAGGGUUUCGUGCAUUGUUGGCCGAAUUACAAGCUUCUGGAGAGCUCACCAGGUUGAGUAAAUGGAAAGAUACAUACUCGAAAAUCAAGGAUGAUGAGAGAUACAUGAAAGUUCUUGGUCUACCAGGAAGCUCGCCGAUGGAUAUGUGGAUGGAUUGCGUGGAUGAUAUGGCGGAAGAAACGGAGAGAGCUGUGGAGAAGGUGGAAAGGACAGUGGGAAUGGGGAAGGUCAAGUUGGAAAGUACAUUCGAAGAUUUUGAGAACAUGCUCAAAGGGACUACUUUGGAAAAUGUACUGGAUUCUAAAGUCCGAGCGGAUGCUUACGAAAUGAUGCACGGCAAAUUUGUCCAGGUCGCACAGGCGGAAUCUCGUAGGGCCGAGAGGAAGCGAAGACAUAGGAUUGAUGAUCUUCGUUAUGCCAUCAAAAAGGUCGGCAAACAUAUCGACGUGGAUAUGACAUAUGAGGAGGCAUUGGCACAUAUCAAAGAUUUGCCGGAGUUCAAGGAUAUCCCAGAUGAAGAAGAUAGGAAGACUGCAUAUGACAAGUUCAUCCGUCGACAGAAGGUUAAAAGAAGUUCAAAGAAAGAACAGGAUGAUAAAGAUUAUAAGAGGGAUUAUGGGAGAGAAGAGUACGAUAGGGAUUACAAAAAUGGAAAGGACGAGUACAAGAAGGAGAGUGGGAGGGAAGACUACAAAAAAGAAAGUGGGAGGGAAGACUACAAAAAGGAAAGUGGGAGGGAAGACUACAAAAAGGAAAGUGGGAGGGAGGAUUAUAAGAAAGAGGGUGGGAGGGAAGAAUAUGAUAGAGAUCUCAAAAGAGAAAAUAAAUAUGAUAAAGGUCGUGAAAGUGGUGAAGAACGUGAAUCAAGAAAAGAGAAAGAGAAAGAGAGAAAACAUGCUACGGACUUUUAUGAUGAUAGAGAAAUCAAAGUGAGUCUUUUUCUUUUCUUUUUCUUCUCCUUUUUGCCUUCGUCUUUUUGUUGUUUGGACUUUCCACAUUUACAACCUUUUCACAUCUCUGCUUAUUCGACCAAUUCCCUUUGA